CCAUUGCGUUAAAUUCCGUUAUUGUGUUUAAUGUGUUUAUCACAUAAAUUUACGGAAAUCUAAAUUGUUAUUAAAAUGUACGAGAGUGGAGUCAUUUCCGAAGAACCUGUUAACUAUAAUUUAUUAUUUUGCUACGCUUGUCUUAGCUCUAAUAGAACUUUAACUCCGGUUGGAGAUUACAUGAACAUUUAUCUCGACAUUUGCGGUAAUUCACGAAUGAACUUGACUUCACAAAUAAACUUAUGCUGGGAGUGCCUGGCGCUGCUCAAGAAGGUGCGGGCCUUCAGCAGGAAGGUUGAGAAUGCGCAGAAGAUUCUGGACUAUUGUGUCGAACAGCAAACUCCACUAGAAAAUAAUCUCUCCAACCUAACUCUCUCUAGCAUUGAAACCACAACAUUUGACUUACCAGUCAUAGAUGAAGAUAAUGACUAUGAAAACUACCUAGAGAACAACAUAAAAACUACAGAAUACAGUGAUUUAGACAAAAGCAUGAGAAUUGAAGACCCAUACAUGGACAAGUCUGAUUUGAGGCACGAAGACUCAUACAAUGAACUAAUGUUUAAAAUAGAGGAUGUGAGAGGGCAGUGUGAUAUACUACAUGUGCCUAUAAUGGAUCUGUCAGCGAGUUCGGGCGAGGUAAAAGUUAAAAUAGAACACCUGGAUUCGCCGGAAGGUGAGGAGGAGAGGCAGCACCGCCGGUGGCAACGCUCCGCCAUGCUGGUUUAUAAGAGGAUAUGCAGUCACCGCUACGCACAACACUUCCAGCGACCCGUGACGGAUGAUAUGGCACCGCUCUACAGCCGCAUUAUACGUCGGCCCACAGACCUCUCCACCAUCAGAAGGAGGAUCAAAGAUGGCGUCAUCAGAACGACGGCCGAGUUCACACGCGCGUUGCUGUUGAUGUUUUCCAACGCGCUGAUGUACAACAGCAGCCACCACUUCAUCUAUCAAAUGACGCUAGAAUUUCGGGAAGAGACGCUCCGUGAGCUGUCGCUAAUGACGUCAGCGGAAGAGGAGGCGGGAGCGGAGUGCCCCCUGGCGCGGCUCCUGCGCUGCCACGCCCCCGCGCCCCGCGGCCCCGCGCCCCCCGCCCCCGCGCCUCCCGCCCCCGCGCCCCCGCCGCGCCCCAAGCAUGCGUACCCGCGGCGGAGAGCUUCAGUGACCACAACAGAUCGACCACAACACGAACACAUCAAACGACCUGCGGCACUGCGCGCCCGCCGCGCCACCGUGUACGUGCCCGCGGACCCCAAACCGACGGAGCCACGAAAACGAACUAAGUCGGACUGGCCCAGCAUAGAAGACGAAUACCUAAUAGCCAAGAAAUACAAGAAUAGCGUUGCUGUGUUAUAGAUAAUAAUUAAUUUUUACUAGUGUUGUGAUAAUUUGCCCUUAUCUGGGUCCUACAGUCAUGGAG
This is a messenger RNA of Cydia strobilella, 1417 nucleotides long. RefSeq lists its product as uncharacterized. Bases 76 to 1353 code for a protein of 425 amino acids. Gene Ontology annotation, cellular component: NuA4 histone acetyltransferase complex. The transcript is spliced from 8 exons. NCBI's taxonomy places the organism in Eukaryota, Metazoa, Arthropoda, Insecta, Lepidoptera, Tortricidae. The record is from RefSeq and is a predicted model, not a curated record. Gene Ontology annotation, molecular function: protein binding.